AUGUCGUACAUUGCGCCGGUGCACAAGCCGACGAGCAUUCGACAUGCUCUGCGCAUUAGGUUCUUGUCCUCAGAUGCGGAGGACUUGGUAGUCGCAAAAGCGAAUCGUCUCGAGAUAUGGCGUCUUACUGAUGAAGGCAUGACUUGUCUGCACACAAAGCUAAUUUACGGGACCAUCUCCAUGCUUCAACGCCUGCAACCCAAGGACUCGGAGACCGAUUUGCUCUUCAUAGGCACCGAUCGAUUGCAGUAUUUCAACUUUGCUUGGAAUCCCGAGACGAACCAGCUGGAAACGGUCGAGCAAACCAUUGAGGAUGCUGCCGAACAAUACAUGCGGCAUUCGCAGAGCCAAAACAAGUGCUUGGUCGACCCUACAGGCAAAUUUAUGGCCAUGCAUCUUUGGGAAGGCGUCCUAAACGUAUUUCGUCUACCCACGCGAAAGGGAGCAACAACAAAGCUGGUGGCUCUCGAUCAAGUGCGAUUAACUGAGCUCUGGAUGAAAGCAAGCACUUUCCUACACAGCCGAACCGGCCAUCCCAAAAUUGCCUUUUUAUACAAGACGCAGCUCGACCAAGAAGAGGCUCGGAUAGCUGUAUACCGGCUCACCAAGGACGACAAAGGCGGUGAUGUGGCCAGGUUUGAUCCACACAGGGAGAGAGAGCUGGAUCAGGUCAUCUCGGACCCUUAUGCAUCUAUGCUUAUCCCAGUCCCCUUCAACGAGGAGAAACGAUAUCAUGUUCGCAAUAAUGAAGGGACAAAGGCGCACCUAGGUGGAUUAUUAGUCGUUGGAGAAACACUACUGACGUACUUCGACAGCCUCACCUACUCGAGCGUUUCAUCAAGUCUGCAGGAUCCGAAAAUAUAUGUAGCAUGGGCGGAAUAUGACGACAUCCACUACUUGUUAGCCGAUGACUAUGGACGAUUGGAUAUCUUGACCAUAGAGACCACAGUUGAAGCGACCGGUAUUGUGGUGACCGGCAUGGCUGUUUCGUCUAUGAGGUUCCCUGACUCAUCAGCAUAUACCUCCCGAGCAUCGUCCCUGGUUUAUAUGGGACACAACAUGCUCUUCUUGGCAUCUCACCACGGCGACUCGCAGUUGCUCCGUAUUGACAUUGAAGCGAAAGUCAUGUUGCUGGUCAAGACUUUAUCCAACAACGCCCCUAUUCUAGAUUUUGCAAUCAUGGACAUGGGGAACAGAGAAGGUGAUAGUCAGUUCGGGAACGCGUUCUCUUCGGGUCAGGCUAGGAUUGUAGCUGGAUGCGGUGCUUAUCAUGAUGGCAGCCUGCGAAGCAUUCGGAGCGGUGUUGGUCUUGAAGAUGAGGGUAUUCUUGAUGAAAUACAGCACACCAAAGGCCUCUUCACCUUGCGAUCACACGGGUCGAGCCGCGUAGAUACACUUGUGGUAUCUUCAGUUGCAGACACAAGAGUGCUUAGGUUCGACUCAGCGGGCGGCAUAGAAGAAGUUUACGACUUCCAAGGUCUGACUUUAAGCAAGGAGACCUUACUGGCUGUCAACACAUCCGAUGGGCGGCUCCUGCAAGUGACCCCUCAAUCAGCUGUCUUACUACACUCGGAAAGUGGUGUGAGCCUGUGCUCAUGGGAUGCCCCCUGUGGAAAGGCAAUCACAGCUGCGUCGGCAAAUUCAGCAUGGGUUUUGCUUUCAAUUGAUGGCUCAUUGCUGGUUUCGUUGAACUUACACAACGAUCUAGCGGCCGUUUCUCGUGACACCUUUAGGGAUGAAUCCUCAGGUCAGCUGGAUCAGAUCUCGUGUCUACAUGCUGCUAGAGGUUCUCCUGACAUAGGGGUGGUGGGAUGGUGGACUUCAGGUACUAUAUCCAUUGUCAAUCUCGCCACACUACAGCCUCUGCAUGGCGAAACUCUCAGACAGACUGAAGACAGUGCUUCUGUGCCACGAGAUAUUGCCCUGGUGCAACUUCAUCCAUCAAGUGUUUCUGGACCAACCCUCCUGGUUGCUUUGGAGGAUGGAAACGUCGUUACGUUCAAUGUGUCGACGCAAGGAUACACAACAUCAGGCCGGAAAAGCGUCACUUUAGGGAGUAGCCCUGCUCGGUUGCAUAUUCUUCCCCAGGAGGAUGGAACUUGCAACGUUUUCGCAACAACUGAGCAUGCCAGCUUGAUUUAUAGCGCGGAAGGAAGAAUCAUUUACUCGGCAACGACUGCAGACGACGCAACGUAUGUCGCACCAUUUGACUCGGAGGCAUUUCCGAACUCUAUCAUUCUUUCGACGGACAAUCAUAUUCGACUUAGUCAUAUUGAUAAGGAACGUCUCACGCACGUAAAGACACUCUCAAUGAAGGAAACCGUCCGACGGGUUGCAUAUUCGCCCACACUGAAGGUCUUUGGGCUCGGUUGUAUCAAGAAGCAGCUUAUCCACAACGAGGAGGUUAUAACAAGCUCAUUCAGAUUAGUUGACGAAAUUGUUUUCCAAGAACUCGGAAAACCAUUCAUCCUCAACGCCUCCACAUCGUUGGAAAUGGUCGAGGCCGUUAUCCGGGCAGAGUUACCAGACAGCACGGGAAACAUGGCAGAGCGGUUUAUCAUCGGUACAAGUUUCAUAAGCGACGAUGAUGCCGUCGAGGACAAUGAUACCCGUGGGCGAAUUCUGGUUCUUGGUGUUGACGAAAAUCGUCACGUUUACCAAAUUGUCUCUCACAAUCUGAAGGGCGCAUGUCGAUGCCUCAGCACGCUGGGAGAGUAUAUUGUGGCCGGUCUGUCGAAGACCGUGGUGGUGUACAGUUAUGUGGAAGAAACCGCUGUAUUCGGCUCUCUGCACAAAUUGGCAGCCUAUCGCCCAGCAUCAUUUCCAGUGGACCUCGACGUCUCUGGCAACGUGAUUGGAGUGGUCGACCUAAUGCAAUCUUUGACCCUGGUAGAGUUCAUUCCACCCAAAGGUGGCUCCGGUGCGAGACUACAGCAGACGGCGCGACAUUAUCAGCCUGGUUGGGCGACAUCUGUAUCGCAUCUCAACGGGGAGAGAUGGUUGGAAGCAGACGCCCAGGGGAACAUAAUUGUUUUGCAGCGAGACCCAGAAGCUCCUACUGAGCAAGACCGUAACAUGCUGGAAGUCACGAGUGAGAUCAACAUUGGGGAACAGAUUAACCGAAUCAGGAAAUUACAUGUCGCGCCAAACGAGAAUGCUGUACUCUCUCCCAAGGCCUUCCUCGGAUCAGUUGAAGGGACGUUAUAUCUGUUCGGCGAGAUUUCACGAAACUAUCAGGAUCUGCUUCUUACUUUCCAAUCGAAGCUUCAAGACUACAUCUAUGCUCCCGGAAAUAUCAGUUUCGACCUUUGGCGCGCGUUCAGGAACCAGGCUCGUGAAGGCGAUGGGCCCUUCCGCUUUGUGGAUGGGGAAAUGAUAGAAAGAUUUCUGGAUUUAGACGAGGCAAAACAGGAACUUGUCUGCGAGGGCCUUGGACCAAGUGUUGAGGAUAUGAGAACUAUGAUUGAAGAACUGAGGAGGAUGCACUGA
This is a messenger RNA of Metarhizium album ARSEF 1941, 3489 nucleotides long. Its product is annotated as DNA damage-binding protein 1. The transcript is spliced from 3 exons. The record is from RefSeq and is a predicted model, not a curated record. Gene Ontology annotation, biological process: proteasome-mediated ubiquitin-dependent protein catabolic process; DNA repair. NCBI's taxonomy places the organism in Eukaryota, Fungi, Ascomycota, Sordariomycetes, Hypocreales, Clavicipitaceae. Bases 1 to 3489 code for a protein of 1162 amino acids. Gene Ontology annotation, molecular function: protein binding; nucleic acid binding. Gene Ontology annotation, cellular component: nucleus; site of double-strand break.